AUGAAAGCCGGCUCCGAAUCUCGCACGCUCGGCGAGCAGCCAGAUCGAGCAUCUAUUGAAUCCCUUGGGAAACGCAGUGAUUGUGUUGCUGCCACUGCCUCCAGGCACCAGUCCAAGACGGCGCGAACUCGCUCUCGCUCCACACAAUCUGGUUAUGAAUCGACUCGGACUUACGAUACUGGUAGACCCGCUCGACGUGCGGCAUACCAGCAGCAGAGCGCAGCGCUGAAGUUCCUUUAUAAAAAACCAACGGCACGUCCAGUGUCUGCCAAACCAGAUGGAAGUGAAGAGGAUGAUGAUGAUAUCAUUAAGUGGUCAAUGUAUCCCCAGGUGAUUGGAAAGCGCAGGUCUGAAUUAGUUCGUGCGCGAGCGCAGUAUAUGAAGUCUAGUCGAGCUUCAACUACUCCUAAAGGACAAAUUGUGACUGACCGGCCAACAAACCAUGCGACGCGCCACGAGUAUAGGUCCCAUUGCUGCUCGGUAGGGUCAGGCUUAUCUUACGAUUCCGGCUACGAUACCGAGAGUAUCAUGGACGAUCGACCGGUUCGAGCCUGCAUCUACCCACAGCUCAAGUACUGCAAAGUGCCAGGUAAGAUGCCUGCUGAGCCCCAACAGCGCGACCCAGUCCUCUUGCCUGACAACACACUGUCUAGACACCCUUCUUCACACUCGCUUUCUUCUCGCAUUCCUUGGAACAACACAUACAGGCCUGGCGGACUCCCGCACGACGAAUAUCGCAUCCUUGUCAGGCGACAGAAAAUGCAACGUGUUCGUGAGAUGCUGGAAGCGUUUUUCGCACACCACGGCAAUCGACAGGGUCCACGUAUCUGGCAUGGGCUCAAGCAAGCCCACAGAAUCCGACAAACCGAGCGGCGACGCGUGUCCAAGGUUAAUCUUGCAGUACGUAAGGCGAUGAAAGCUAACCUUGACCUACGCAGCAACGGCUACGAGCUCGCCCGGUACCGCCACGCAGGUAAAAUUCCCUACUGCGAGCUGAGCGACGUCGACGGUGUACCUCUUCCUCCGGCGAUGAUCGACGAGUUCACUCGCGCUUUUCGAGACGCUCAAGAUGAUGCAUAUAUGCUGAAGUUGACUCCCCUCCCGUAUGGUCAGCCUAUCCAGCAUACAUGGGUAGAUGAACGUGUUCGACAAGCAGCAGCAUGUCACCGAAUGGACAGCGGCAUUGUGAUGGAAGAGCCAGUCGAACGUCCACAGCUAGUGAGUAGGUUCAGCUGGGACAGCGAUAGUGAUCAAGAGGUACGCAAGCGGAAACGGUUGACGAAAGUGAAGCGAUGA
Ascochyta rabiei is the source of this 1296-nucleotide messenger RNA. RefSeq lists its product as uncharacterized. The transcript has a single exon. The record is from RefSeq and is a predicted model, not a curated record. NCBI's taxonomy places the organism in Eukaryota, Fungi, Ascomycota, Dothideomycetes, Pleosporales, Didymellaceae. The coding region runs from base 1 to 1296 and encodes 431 amino acids.